AUGCUGUUUGAUGUAAAACUCAAAGAAAAUGGAAAAAUAUUGCAGCAGUUGCAAGCAAACAUCGCAAAUGGAAAAGAAAUUAAAGGAGCAUCAAAGAAUCAAAUUGCAUCUAUCGCUUUUCUGUCAUCUGUUCAUACAGCUUUCGUUCAAGAAAAUUGUGGAAAAAUUGGCUUUUUGGUAUGGAAUCUUGGAUCUCCACAACAUGUUUGA
Molecule: messenger RNA, 210 nt
Organism: Clunio marinus
Lineage: Eukaryota; Metazoa; Arthropoda; Insecta; Diptera; Chironomidae
Source: the annotation of a GenBank genome assembly